This is a messenger RNA of Trametes versicolor FP-101664 SS1, 1707 nucleotides long. RefSeq lists its product as uncharacterized. The record is from RefSeq and is a predicted model, not a curated record. The transcript is spliced from 3 exons. Lineage: Eukaryota; Fungi; Basidiomycota; Agaricomycetes; Polyporales; Polyporaceae. The coding region runs from base 1 to 1707 and encodes 568 amino acids.
AUGCUUGCAGGUGAUGGCAAUACCUUUCUUGCGACUUGUAUGGACCACCCUGACGACUUGCGAGCUAUAUCCAAGUUGUCGCUCGUCCGCAUCAACUACGACGUCCGGGAGCACAUCAUGUCGUUUCUGCCUGGCUCCUCUCUUUCAGCCCUCGCAAUGACCUGUCGCUAUUUCUCAGAGGCCGCAUUCCCGUCACUCUGCAGAUUGGCUUGGCUUCCCUUCUGCUUACAUGAAGAUCUGCUCUCGUUCCGCAGCUUCCUUCGUAUCGGAUCUUCAACCCAUCGCUGGCAAUACAUCCGAAAGCUGGACUUCCGCCUCCGAUGGCUAACUUCGGAGCCGCUCCAUGAGAUCACGGAACUCACCAAGUUGUCUCAUGACUGCGAUCAUCCUGAGUCCAUGAUGGACGUACUGCUGCACACCUUACGCGCAUGCCGCAACCUGGAAAGUCUACACAUCCUCAAUGUAGACCUGUGCAAUGAACACGAUACCCAAGUUCUGUAUCAGAUCAUUUCGACGUUGCCAGCACUCGCGAAACUCCGUAUGGAACUGCCUCAAGAUGUCACGGACCGGAUGCUUCGCAAGCUCGCCAAGCCGCACCUGCGCACUCUCGCGUUUUACCACCGGAUGAAUUACGAUGCGGGGGCCCCUGAGCUCAUACAACACCUCUGCUCACUCCGCCAAUCACUCGUAGAGUUGUGUCUCCCAAAGUUUCACGACUGCGUCUUCCCCCCGGGUGUAGUCUUCCCGUAUGCACAACGGCUCACGAUCGGAUUUCCUGGGCCGACGCCGCAGAGCCUACCCGAUGUCCUUCGGCAGUCAUUCCCUAACCUUCUGCAUUUGAGGAUGGCUGGAAGCGCACCGUGGCAUAGCUCGACGUCAGAAGCCGGGCGCGCUCAGCUCGAGAGUCUACGGGAACACCACGAGCGGGAAUGGCGAUCCAAGCCGAAUGCAUGGCCGGCCUUAGCUUCGCUCUCGUGCGACCGAAAGACGUCCGAGUCAGGACUUUAUGGGCUCGCUAUACCCCGUCACAUCCCCUACCUCUCUGUCAGGUUCGACGGUUCAGCUGAUAGGUGGGAUACAAAGACCGCGCGGAUCCAUGCAUCACGGUCUGCAGUCCUCGUCACGGACGUUCGCCCGUUUUGCGUCGAGCUUCGGAUGACUAUACUAUCCCAUCAGUCAUUCAGGACUAUGGCAUCAGAGGACGACACAGCUUGCUUGGAGUUCAAUAUCCUGCACACCCCCGCGUACCCAUCGCCGCUUCUCCGCUUCGUCCUCACCAUAGAGCGAGAUGUGGUUGCAACCAAGGGCGAAACAGCGACGGAUGCACUUUGUCGCGAACUACCCCAGCUCUCGCUAACACAUCUACUAAUCCGGCACUGCGGCGAGCCUCCGGAAUUGCGGGCUCUGCUUGGCGAAAACGACAUGCUCGCUCAGCAAGAGCGGAUGGCGGCAAUCAACGCGAGCGCGCAUGAGACGGCUUCAGUACUCGUCGAGGCUUCUCGCACCCUUCGUUGGGUCGGGAUUCAAACUCACGGCCAGGCGCUGCGAUCUUGGGAGGUCCUACGCAUGCCCCCGAACAGUUCCGCAAGUGACGCGGCACAGCUUAAGACAGCGGCAGUACUACAAGAGUUGGAUGAACACGACGGGCAGAAGGUUUUGGUUACUGAGGGUAUGGUGGACGUAGAAUUGUCUUUCGUCCCGCUGUGA